Meriones unguiculatus (Mongolian gerbil) is the source of this 3755-nucleotide messenger RNA. RefSeq names its product leucine rich repeats and transmembrane domains 2 (gene Lrtm2). The transcript is spliced from 6 exons. Bases 524 to 1636 code for a protein of 370 amino acids. The record is from RefSeq and is a predicted model, not a curated record. NCBI's taxonomy places the organism in Eukaryota, Metazoa, Chordata, Mammalia, Rodentia, Muridae. Gene Ontology annotation, molecular function: protein binding. Gene Ontology annotation, cellular component: plasma membrane.
GGUUGACAGACCCAGCGAUCGAGCAGGUCUGAGAUCUGAGUCAGUCCGGGGAGCUGUGGUCUGGGGGUCCUGUACCUCUUGGAAGGCCCUGCCUUCUGAACGGACAUACAGAGGUGGAGGCUUGAGGGAGCGCCGGAAGGCGCUGCCCAGGCUCCCAGUGCCCGGAACUAGAUCCGAUAUCCCCGCGUUCUGCCUGCCAAGCUACCCAUGUCCAGCUACAGGGUCUGAGCAUCAGGUCCCAGUGCAAAAAAAGGUCUGCUGGGCCAGCAGCUGAAGCACAGGAACCCCCGAACUGCAGUAGUUGUAGACCGGCUGGCUGGCAGGAGACCAAGCAUUGUGAAUCACCUCAAGGUGACAGUGGGGUCAAAAGCAGGGGUGUGUGCAGCGACUCAUACCCUAACCUGUCAGCAGGCACGACGAAGGGAAGGGCCUGGCCUCUGCCUCCCCACAGCUAUGGACUGACAAGCCGGCGCAUGCUGAGGGGCUCUCUCUCUCCGGAGCUGCAGAGCGUGUGGCUUUCACCAUGCUGGCACCAGGCAGUGGCUCAGAGCAGAGGAGCAAGCUUGCCCUGCAGUGGAAGCAGGUCUCCUGGAUCACCUGUUGGAUCGCCCUGUGUGCUGUGGAGGUGCUCCCUGCCUGCCCUUUCUCUUGCACGUGUGACAGCCGAAGCUUGGAGGUAGACUGCAGCGGCCUGGGCCUCACCACUGUACCCCCAGACGUGCCCGCUGCCACCCAAAGCCUUUUGCUCCUCAACAAUAAACUGAGUGCCCUGCCAAGCUGGGCGUUCGCCAACCUGACCAACCUGCAGCGGCUGGACCUGUCCAACAACUUUCUGGACCAGCUCCCCCGAUCGGUUUUCGAGGACCUGGUCAAUCUGACGGAGCUCCAGCUGCGGAACAACAGCAUCAGGACCCUGGACAGGGACCUGCUCCAGCACGCCCCUCUGCUGCGCCAUCUGGAUUUGUCUAUCAAUGGCUUGGCCCAGCUGCCCCAAGGGAUUUUUGACGGGCUCCUGGCCCUGCGGUCCUUGUCCCUCCGCUCCAACCGUCUACAGAGCCUGGACCGGCUGACGUUUGAGCCCCUGGCAAGCCUGCAGCUGCUUCAGGUCGGGGACAACCCGUGGGAGUGUGACUGCAACCUGAGGGAGUUCAAACACUGGCUGGAGUGGUUCUCCUACAGAGGGGGGCGCCUGGACCAGCUUGCCUGCACCCUACCCAAGGAGCUAAGGGGGAAGGACAUGCGUGCGGUCCCAAUGGAGAUGUUUAACUACUGUUCCCAGCUGGAGGACGAGAACAACCCUGCCGGGCUGGAUGCUCCAGGCCCGCCCUGCACCAAGGCCAGCCCGGAGCCUCCUAAACCCAAGCCUGGGGCCGAGCCUGAGCCUGAGCCCAGCACUGCCUGCCCUCAGAAGCAGAGGUACCGGCCCGUGAGCGUUCGGCGAGCCAUCGGCACAGUGAUCAUCGCGGGGGUCGUGUGCGGCAUUGUCUGUAUCAUGAUGGUGGUGGCUGCUGCUUAUGGCUGCAUCUAUGCCUCCCUCAUGGCCAAGUACCACCGAGAGCUCAAGAAGCGCCAGCCGCUGAUGGGGGACCCCGAGGGUGAGCAUGAAGAUCAGAAGCAGAUCUCUUCUGUGGCGUGAGAGCUGUCUGUCUGGCCCAGGUAGGACAGCAAGGAGACUCCAUGGGACCGCUACCGAAAGGGCUGCCCUUCCCUCCAUCACAGGCCCUGUCUCAGCCUGACACUGGUACUGCCUCCCCUCAGCUCCCCGGUCCUCGUCUGCCUCAAGUAGAGCAGCCUUCCAGUCUCUUUCCAAGUUUCUCAGAAGCUUCCCUUGGGCCAAAGAUUCCCGUGGAAGGCCUCCUCUGGGCUUCCUGUCUUUGCAAGGAACACCUGGGCCUCCCCGUAGGCUUCUGGCCACAGGGAGGAAAGGGCCUAUGCCAGAGACACCUUUUGCAUUGAGCCCUUCCCUCCUGCCCAGGGCCAGCACAGCCAGGGACCCUCCCUACCUCUCACUCAUUCCUACUUCAGUCUGCAUUAGGGCCUGGGAGGGAGGGACAGGGGAGCCAGAGGUAGAUUUCUGUGACUCCUUUCAAAGCCAGAAAGAUAGUCUUAAGUCCUUGCAGUGUGAAGCUUGCCCAGCUCUCAGCGGCUGGUGCCAAUGUGCAAACGCCCCCUCCCUGUGGUCGGGGUCCAGUGCUUAGAAAAACCAAAGUGACUAUAAUGUCCUCCUUAGGUGGAUGUCAUUAUGUCCCUUUAUUUGCUAUAGGCCCCUCUGACUACAUUGUUCCGAGUUUAGUAAUUACACGUUUUUGUUCUAGUGUGGGGUUUUGAGACGGGGUCUUACUCUAUACACUAAUUCUCUGUCACACACAUGGCAUCACUGUCACAGUCGCACAGAUCAAAGUCUCACACCACACACACGCACACACACACACACAUGUCAGGUGGAAACAGAGGCCAUAAGAACUUGGCGCAGAGGCCAGCUGUCCCCUGAGACCAAAGGCCACUGUCUCUCUUACUUCCUGACUACAGUCUUCCCAUGUUAUCAGGGGUUGGGUCCUGGACAGUAACACAGGGAUCCUUUGAGACCCUCUAAAGUGGGCCCAAGUAUGCUGCUAGAGGAAUUGCCCGUUGCCACGGCAACCCUAACACCUCUCCUGCCAGGUUUACCAGAGCUCUCUCUCUCUCUCUCUCUCUCUCCCUCUCUCUCUCUCUCUCUCUCUCUGUGUGUGUGUGUGUGUGCGCGCACACACAUGCACGUGCAGGAUGGGUUCUGGGCUUCUGAGAGCUCAGUUGCAGACCCCUGGAAAUGCCUGGGAACCUCCUCCCCGCCAGGUUUUCUACUCCUGCAGCCCGAAGCCUCAGUUCUGUUCCUUUGCUUCUCCUGUCUCCUCUGUCAUCUGCAUCUUUUGUUUGUGACCUCAAGGCUGGGUCUCGGCUGUGCUCAGAGAUCUCCUUAAGGCUCACACCUUAAGGAGAGCAGAUGUCAGGCAGUAAGCCCUCAAUGAGGCUGGCUGCCUUCAGCAGAUCCCCAGCAGACUGCAGGAACAGGAACAGGAUGGCUGCAUUCUGUUCAGAGUCCUCAGCGACCGGGCUUCCUUUCCCAGGGGCUCAUCGGCUCUGCCUGGCUUCCUGGGAGCAUGCAAUUUGCACCUGGACUAUCUGAGCUAAAAAAAAAAAAAAAAAAAAAAAAAAAAAAAAAAAAAAAGUGCUGCAGUCCUAACUGGUAUGGAGACUCUUACCCCUGGGCUGGGCACAUUUUCAGGGUCACUGUCCUCUGUUCUCAACUGUACCCUCCUUAGAAAGUGGUAUCCCUCUUCAGGAGAUGCCAGGCUGAUCUCUUGCCCCAAGCAGGGUCUUGGUGGUAGCCAGAAACAGGCCAGCCAGGCACUUAGACACUGAUGAUUCUCCUACGGGGGCCCCUGGUAGCCCUUCUCCUUCUCCUCUGUCACCUACUCUGCUAGUAGGGGUAUGUUCUGGGAGUCUCAGGAGAGGCUUCAAGGUUGUCCUCUGGCUAGGAGAAAUAGGGCACAGGCUGCUAGCAGUCCAGGAUCCCAGGAUCCUCUAGGCCGGGCCACAGUCUUCCUUCCUCUUUUGGCUAGUGGGCCAAUCCCAGAGCCGGGAUUUUCUAAGGGCCUGGGGGAGGGAGGGUGUUGUCAGUGGUGAUAUCUUUAGCCUGAGACAGGAGAUUUUUAAAGGCAAAAUUAUAUUUCUGGUUUGUCGUUUCAGAAGACCAAUAAAGACUAUUUUCCUAUGUA